Molecule: messenger RNA, 210 nt
Organism: Adineta ricciae
Lineage: Eukaryota; Metazoa; Rotifera; Eurotatoria; Adinetida; Adinetidae
Source: the annotation of a GenBank genome assembly
AUGCCCAAAACAAUAACAACAACAUCAUCAUUACAAACUCGUUCUCGUAGAAAUACUAUAUCGAUAUUGUUCUGGGCUCGUCGAUUGAAACAAAGGCGAGUUUCUUCCUACAACGAGCUGCUUGGUUCGAAUAUUCUUAUUCCAUUGAAAUCCGUCAUCGAAAUUAGUCGACAUGUUCGUGUCAGUCGAGAUGAACUCAUGUACUUAUAA